AUGCUGAACGAAGCUGGUCUUCAGAGCGUCAUCGAUACAGUGGGGGAUCCUCGUUCUCGACGGCAGGUACCCUCCCAUCCUCAUGGCCGCAAGAUGAAGGGCGAUAUCCACAUUCCUGGAAUCCGCGAUCGAGGGUCCGAGCAGUACGAGGGCUUGAUGGCGGACGUGACGUUGGUCCACCCUUACAUUGCGUCUGAGAAGAUUCGCAAACAUCGCGCUGCAUAUGCCAUGACUACUCCUCCUCGAGCGUUCAUCCCUCUUGCCAUCUCGACGGACGGUACCCUGCAUCCUGACACCCUCCGCUUCAUCUGGUAUCUCGCGGACAUCAUUGCUCAGCGCUCGAUGCCUCUUGAGGAUGCGGCGUUUGGUCGGCACUUCGUGCCUGAUGACGGCCCUGCUGCUGAGGUCUUGGCUCGCAAACGCGCCGCCACCUAUCAGCGCCAGCUGGCGCUGGAGGCGCUCUUGUCUGGUGCGAGGCGCAUGACGCCCUUGCGGACGCAAGCGCUUCUCGAGCCAGAGGACAGCUCCUCCUCGGACUUUGUAGACGUGUGGCGGCAGCGGACGUCUCGACUGACAGUGGUCAGUCGGCUGCCUCCGGGUAUCGCGUCUAAGGGAUUUUAUUCCUCCUGCAUGCUCCUGCUGCUUGUUGCUUGA
Messenger RNA from Guillardia theta CCMP2712, 654 nucleotides. RefSeq lists its product as hypothetical. The coding region runs from base 1 to 654 and encodes 217 amino acids. The record is from RefSeq and is a predicted model, not a curated record. Lineage: Eukaryota; Cryptophyceae; Pyrenomonadales; Geminigeraceae. The transcript is spliced from 2 exons.